Cololabis saira (Pacific saury) is the source of this 936-nucleotide messenger RNA. RefSeq lists its product as uncharacterized. The coding region runs from base 1 to 936 and encodes 311 amino acids. Gene Ontology annotation, cellular component: neuron projection; membrane. The record is from RefSeq and is a predicted model, not a curated record. The transcript has a single exon. NCBI's taxonomy places the organism in Eukaryota, Metazoa, Chordata, Actinopteri, Beloniformes, Belonidae. Gene Ontology annotation, molecular function: neuropeptide binding; G protein-coupled receptor activity. Gene Ontology annotation, biological process: neuropeptide signaling pathway.
AUGGCUGAGUUUUCUGUCAACCUCCUGGGCUUGAGAAUUUUUGUUUCUUGCGCAGGGUUUGUGGGUAACGUAUUUUUCAUCCUUUGCAUCAUCCGUAAUAAGUUCUCCCACGUUAAAUCGUUUGAGUUGUUUCUCCUGGGAUUGACUGCCGCCAACUUGGAGGAAAUCUGCAUCAUAAACAUCUAUGAUGUCAUCAUCCUUCAGGCUUACUCCACCACCGGCACUUGGUCGUGUCGCUUACUUAAGUUUCUGACGUUGUUUGGUGAAAUCGCCAGCAUCCUUUUCACGGUCAUCAUCAGCAUCUUCCGCUACCAGAAGCUGAGAGACGCCAACAACAGGGUCAAUCCGAUCUACCUGGACAGCAUCAGAUCAGCGUGGAUGCUGAGUGGAGUUUGUGUGACGCUCUCCGUGCUCGUGUGUCUCCCAAUUUUUACUAUUAACCAUCAGGGUUCUGCUGAAAAUGUCACCAGAAACGACAGCAGCUAUUGCCCUCCAGACUUCUUUCAGUGUGAUGAAAAUCAUUGUCCCAAACAAAACCGCGCGUACAAAAACCUAUUCAUCCUUGUGUGCCACCUGCUGCCUCUGAUCAUUGUCACAGUCACCAGCUGCCUCAUCAUCUCAGUGCUGCUGAAGCAGAGGAAAGCUGUGACACCAGUGGUCAAUGUGAGCCGGUCAAACCAGCACGGCAGGAGGAAUAAAGACCCGAGGCUCCAUCGAAGCACGGUGGCUGUAGUGGCAGCCAUGGGGUUAUUCCAGGUCGACUGGACCCUCCACCUGAUCUUCCAGUGGAGCUUUAGCCCUUACGACCUUCCUUUUUGGGACGAAAUUGAAUUCUUCAUCUCAAUUUCCUACACAUCCUUAUGUCCAUAUGUGUACGGGAUAGGGAUUGGCCUGUUCUCUCUUAAUAAUUUAAAUCUUUGCAUAUGUGAGACUUGA